UGCGCCUGUCACGUCUAAAUAGGACACAAACAUGUAUAAAUACUGGAGACAAGUCGAUCUCGAACUGAGGUAUUAAAAUGUCGUUCAGAAGUGCAGUUAGGAGCGUAAUUAGAGGCAAGAAGAGUCAACUGGAGGCACGAAGACUGUAUUCCAUCAGUCACGAAGUUUCUUCACCAGUGGAGGAUAUCAAAUUACCUAAUCUUUUUCUGCAUGAAUACGUACUUAAUGAUAUACACAAAUGGCAUGAUAAGAUCGCGGCUGAAUGCAUCAACUCUAAACGGAAGUACACUUAUGAAGAGAUCAACAGGAAAAGCGAUUCUUUGGCAGGAUUCCUGCAGAAAUGCGGAAUACGAAAAGGUGAUGUGGUCGCUGUCGUCCUGCCCAACGUACCCGAAUACCUUAUUUCUUUGCUAGGAAUAAGCAAAUCCGGAUCAACCGUCACCACCAUCAAUCCCAUCUAUACUUCAGACGAAAUCCAGCGACAGCUUGUCAAUUCGGGAACUAAAUUGGUCAUUACCAUGACGACCCUUCAUCCAAUCGUAAAGGACGCAACAGACAAUGUUCCUAAUAGCAACAUUUCAAUUGUUACAAUAAAUCACAAUGAAUCUGAUUCGACGCCAGAAGGAUGUGUGAAUUUCUUCGAAGUUUGCGAGUUAAAUUUGGAAGUGAAAGAUCCAAAUUUGAGCUUGGACGAUGUAGUUAUUUUGCCAUAUUCCAGUGGGACUACAGGUUUACCGAAAGGUGUGAAAAUCACACAUAGAAAUUUAGUAUCAAAUAUUGCUCAAUCUAACACACAAGGACUCAGAUAUAAUACUGAAACGACAGGUAACAACCAGGAUAUAAUUCCGUUAGUUCUACCAUUAUUCCAUAUCUACGGUUUAUCGAGUAUUGGAUUUACAAAAUUGUCCAGAGGUUGCAAAUUAGUAACAGUUCCAAAAUUUAACACAGAUAGUUUCUCCAAAUUGCUACAUCAAUGUUCCCCAAACUUGCUCUUUGCUGUACCACCAAUGGUCCUAAUGCUUCUCAACAAUCCGCAGUUGCAAUUGGAAAAGGUUUCUUCGUUGAGGAGUAUAAUUUCGGGGGCGGCGCCUUUGGGUUCUGAAGAUAUUUGCAGGUUAAAGGAGAAAACUGGAGGAAAAGUGAACCUGAUGCAGAUGUAUGGUUUAACUGAAUGCUCACCAGUGACGCACAAACAGAGCACAGAUCUGAAGAAUGGGAUAAAAGUAGGUGGAAGCGGCUUUCUGCUACCCAACACCAAAGCGAAGAUAGUGAAGAUUGAUGACCGAGAUUGCGUAGGGUUGGGUCCAAAUGAGAGCGGAGAGCUACUCAUCAAGGGUCCGCAAGUCAUGGCAGGAUACUUGAAUAAUCCGGAAGCUGAUAAGGGGAUCUUCGUGGAAGGUGGAUGGAUGAGGACAGGGGACAUUGCUAAUUACGACGAAGACAAUCACUUCUUUAUUACCGAUCGUUUGAAGGAGUUGAUCAAGGUGAAGGGAUUUCAGGUAGCGCCGGCAGAGCUGGAGGAACUACUGAGAGGACAUCCUACUGUGCAAGACGCUGCUGUCAUCGGAAUCCCCGACGAGAAGCACGGAGAAUCCCCAAAAGCCUUCGUCGUCCUCAAAAAAGGUUCAAAUACUUCAGCCGAAGACAUUUCCAAGUACGUAGCUGAAAAGGUCGUCAACUACAAGCAGCUGACCGGUGGAGUGGUAUUCCUCGAAAGCAUCCCCAAAACCGCAUCCGGAAAGAUAUUGCGCAAAGAUCUAAGAAACUACUAGAAAUAACUUACUUUUGUAACAAAGGAUCGUCUGUCCGUAUCGUUAUUCAACAUUAGUUCGAUUUCUAAGCAUAGAUAUCGCUUUCGCAAAACUGACAAACACAAACCAUAGAUAGUCACAGCACACUUUGUCCAACAAACUUGCUUUUUAUUUGUACGUACAAAAAUCGAACACUCAGUAAUCUCGGAUCGUUACAGAAGUCAUUAAAUUAAAGUCGCAGCCGCACGCAAACGACGCCUUCUGUAUUAUAUUCUUAUUUAUAUAUACACGUGCACAGCAAGAAACAACGUCUCUCCACUUUAGUUAAGCAUUAAAUUUGGAAAUUAGUUUUUCGUGAAAACAAGAACGGUAAAAUUCAAGUGUUUUCAGGAGUUUUCGAGUUUUCGAACAUCGUAAAACGGCGUUUUGCGGGGCAACGGAACGGGCGUCGCGGUUAUUUUCUAACUCUUAUGGACAAGUUCACUUAGUUUGAUUAAAAAUAGACCUUCGGGACUUCUCCAUCGCCUGUUCGGGCAUAGAUUUCAGAUGAAAGAUUUAUUCUUCAACUCUCUCUUUCUCCCCAUAAAUAUUAAGUAUAAGUGAACGAAACCUAAUCUAAAUAUGGAAGUUUCAGAGUAAAUAUAUUAUUUUAAAACAUGA
Nicrophorus vespilloides is the source of this 2411-nucleotide messenger RNA. RefSeq names its product 4-coumarate--CoA ligase 1-like. Lineage: Eukaryota; Metazoa; Arthropoda; Insecta; Coleoptera; Silphidae. Gene Ontology annotation, molecular function: long-chain fatty acid-CoA ligase activity. The transcript is spliced from 5 exons. Gene Ontology annotation, cellular component: mitochondrion. Gene Ontology annotation, biological process: long-chain fatty acid metabolic process; fatty-acyl-CoA biosynthetic process. The coding region runs from base 78 to 1772 and encodes 564 amino acids. The record is from RefSeq and is a predicted model, not a curated record.